ACCUGCGAACGAGAGUAUUCAAGCAUGAUGGUCGUUGCUUGCAUGUGCGAUUGACGUUUCACCUCUUGUCAAAUAUGUGCUUUAUUGACUUGUGCACCUUCGUUAAGCAAUACCAUGGAUGACACAGACUUUCAUGAGUGUUGCAUCGAUGAAAUCGCACUCGAAGGACUGGACGGUAUCACGCUCGAGGCCCUGUGGACGCGGCUUCAGAACCGUCCGCAGUUCCCGCUGGCAAUCGAUGACGACUCCAAAGACUUCAUCUGGCGAACCCUCAUUCCCGAUACACGUUUACGUUUCUACAAACUGCCAACACCGCGUCCGAAACUCAUCAUUUAUGACCGCUACCAGUACCUGGAUCCUGAGAGUGGAUACGUUAUCGAACCGGAUGACUUGCCCGAAGAUCCCUACCCUCCCAAAAUCAUCACCGAAGAAGGGGUACGUGGCUCGUGUUCGACGUACUAUGAACGCGUCGACGUCACCAACGAGGUCAGAGCUUCGUCUCAGACUUCCAAAGAAGUCGAAGAGCAGUGGGGGAAUACACUGGUCGUCGUGGCAGACCAGCUCACUCGUGAACGCGCAAUCAUGGGCCCCAACAAUAGCGUACAAGACAUGGACCUGAACGACCGCAAAUACGCCAUCCUGGAACGCAUCGGCAGAUCACGGUACUUGGGCCAGACGUCUCAAGGGAAGCAGGACCUGACUGCCUUCAAGGAGACACCUGCCAACAUGUUUGUUCACCGCAAGAAACUUCUCCAGAGGAACCUCGUCACGAAACAGGUUCACUACCAGAAGGACAGCGGUGGUGGGUCUCACACGGGUUCUCUGAUGCACCUUCCGCGGUUCUACGUCGAACGGCACACCAAGAUGCAGGUCCUCAUCCAGGAAGCAUGCAGGCUGCUUGCAGCGAAGCCAGACAAACGCGAAGUCCUUCAGAAGAUUCGUGCGGACAUGGGAAUGAAAGAGGGUGCAUUUAAGAAACUUCUGGGCGUUGCUACACCACGCUACUUGAACGUGAGGUCCAUGCCUUUCAUCGAGUUCUUUCCGAACGCGACCGAGAAGGAGUGCUACACCAAGAACAAGAAGAUGCGUAUUCUACGGGUCGUCGAGCUCGUCAAGUACUUCCAGAAGGGUGAGGAGGACGAAGAGGAGGGAGACCAUGCGGGUGAGGAGGAUAUCAUCUUCUUUGCACCGGAAAACUUCAUCUACAACCUGACCCCGCUGGAGCAGGCAUACAGGGCCGUGCGGAAGGCCGGGACAGCGGGAAUCUCGCAGUCCCAGCUGCAGGUCGCGCUGACGGCCACCAAGCCGGAGGUGCGAUGCUUGUGUAAAAGUCUGCUGAAGAAAGGCAUCGUGGUGACGUACAUGGAAGAUGUAGGAAGGCAGCGGGUGUCCAAGUAUUUUGCCAAGAGCAUCGUGCCACAGUCCGACGUCCACAAGAAGUACCUCGUGGAGAAAAAGAGAAUGAUGGGACAUUUCGAGGGGCAGAGGCCGUCGAAACGGCGGAAACUCAACGAGGACAUCAGCGAAAGCGGUCCAUCUCAACCGGUAUCGGAAGAAAACACGAUGGAGUCAACCGGCACCACGGAAAGCUCGCACGCGGAGGUGCUGGGCAGUGUGCCGCAAGGCACACCAGCGGUGACGGUUGAGACCGACGGAAAGUUGGAGUUUUCGCGGAAGAAGCUGCUGGACAAUUCGAAGGUUAGCUUCGCAAACGGGCUGCAGGACGAGAAGACGAAACACAACGUGAAAAAGGUCUUCUCGUACAAGAAGCUCAUGAGGGCCAAUCACAUAAUCGAGUACGUCUCGAAAGAACAGCUGGUCUCCGACACAACAAAGCUCCUCAAGCACCUGCACAAGCUGGAAGCCGAAGCCGGUUUCUCGGACAAGUGCGACCGGGUUUCUCUGGAACGUCUGCUGUGCAAGCUGUGCAAGGAAGGACUUCUGAAGUCGUUCCGUACCAUCCUCCGAAUGGGUACGAAAGAAAAGAAGCUCCAGCUCAUCUGCCACCCCAGCGUCACAAAAGACGACGAGAUCUUCAAGACCACCAUCGAGCAGGCCAAGUUCAAGUACUUCGCGAUCCACCGAGAGCCGAAGAAGCGGCCGGGCACGGUGGAGACUCCGAGGGAGGAAGAAGUGCCGAAGCUCCUGUACAACCCGCAGAUGAGCCGCGUCUACGGGGCCGAGCCCAAGUUUCGGCGCAUGCACAUCUGCUACGCGUUCAUGCACUACAUGAUCUAUUCGUACAACGGCAAGCUGAUCGAAUCGGGCGAUCCGGACGCCCCGGCCCAGUACCAUGAGGACAUCAGCUGGCGCACCUUCGUGUCGCCGCUUCCCAAGAGUCCGAACACGCCUGAGGGUUGGUGCAUGUUCAGCGACAUCCUGCUGUCCCUCCCCCUGUCGAUAUUUGUCAAAAUCGUCAGCUCUCUCAAGUACAAGAUCGACGGCAUCGAAGAGUACCUACAAGACGACGUCAGACGUCACUACCUCAUCCGCUGCCUGCCGGUCAAGCUGCGAAACGCUCUGCUCUUUGCCCGGCGGUACAUCUACUCUGUGCACGAGACGAUCAAGCGAUUGGCUUACAUUGGGCUCCUGACCUUUGGUCCUCAAAGGCUCAAGGAGAAGGACCAGGUCUACUUAUACCUGCAUCGUAGGAUAAGGAUCAAGGACACCACCAUCUCACUGCCGGGGUACCACCAGAUCAGCCCAGACACCGAGUACCCCGUCAAGGAGUACUUCCUCCAAACGCAGGACGACGUAAACGAUUUUUGGAUGAGCACCGAACAGAUCUGCGUCCACACGCCGUUGGGAACGGUGCAGACGGCGAUGCGGGGGCAGACGAUAACGUUGCAGAACCUCUACAAGAAACCGGCCAUGGUGGAAGCGGUACGCAACCGAGAGUUCCACGAGGCGGUGGACGACGGGAACAUUCCGGGAGACCAGCUCGGAGCCGCGGGAUUCGACUCCGCGCUCUUCCCGCACCUGAAGCGUAACUGGACCUACAUAGCGAGCGUCCAGCAGAAGGCCGUCACCGGAAAGAACAUGUCGUCGUCUUCGAAAGUGACGCACGUGAAGGGAUACCUCGACUACAUGAGCAGGACAUCGAAGGAAGCGAAGCGCGGGAGCACCCCGAAGCAGCAGCAGAAGCAAAGGUUAGGGAGGUUGCAAGCGAUGAUAUCCAGGAUUGCAGUCUACUAUCCGAGGGAUGGAUCAUCAAAUGCGCAGGCGCUGUCCAUGCCGGCCAUCGCGUCGGACACCGCAUCGCCCCUGAAGGCGACUGCAAGGACUCCUCCCGCGCCCAGGAAGAAUAAGGAACAGAAGAAGUCCGGCGAGGUUGUCCGCGUGCUCCGCAAGCGAGGCUGGAACAAGGAGCGCAGGCCAUACUACGACGAGAAGGACAAGGAGGCCCUGAGAUCGAUGAAGACCCUGCGUGUCAGCUGGACGACGCAGGAGGACAUCAUGUUGCUCUUCUGCAAAGUGGCGUCCCUUUUCCUCGAUCCGCACCAGGCGAAGAUGGUUGUGCCGUUCAGUUGCAUACGUGACAUCAUCCACGAGUACUUUCCAGACAUUAGCAAGGACAAGACAUCGCGCGCGUGCCAGCGUCGACUGCACUUCAUCAUGCUCAACCCCGCUACGGCAGCCAACGUGUCGGUGUUCCUGUGCGAGGCCCGGCAGGACAAGAAGCUCACGGAAAUGUUCCACGGGCCGAAACCGCCCAGGUCCGCGGAGGAGCAGUGGGUGAAAAUGCUGAGGACAGUCAUCGAACACCUGCGAGAAAAAUUCAGCAAGGGACCGGCGGAGAGGCUGGGCGAUCACAUGCUUCCACAAACAGUAGCCGAGCUUAAGGAACGCUACAACGUGAUCGUGUCCGGCAACCUUGGAAUUGACUCCUGGUCGUGCCAAGAACCGCACAACGUUGUGGACAUCCACUUCAACACAGUUUCACUGAUCAUCAUGUCGUCGUUCGCAGCCGACACUGGGAAGUCAAACUGGUCUCUCCUGCUCUACCGCAUCUACGAGCAGUACCCCGACAAGCUGAUACGGUCAGUGUCGUCGAGGCUGAAGCACAAGGGGGUCAUCGCGAAGAAGAAGUGUCAUGCCAAGAAGCAGCUCGGGUCACUCUCCAUGUCGUCCCUCCCCUUCAAUCUAUCCAAUCGCUUCCACUACGACCUUGCUCGGCGAUUCCUCCCCGAAUGUUUUUCCACGAUGGGCGAACUCCUCGUCGAGCUGUUCAGACAGUUUCACGCGGGGGAAAAGCACACGUGCGCGGGAAACACGGAUCCGUCACACGCGAUACUGCUCUGUAAUUUGAUCAUGUCCGGCAACCUGACCUUCAGCAUCGAAAUUCCACAGACCAUCGUGGAGUUUGAUCAGGGCGUACUCGACAGCGUACCGUGCGCACCGAGGCCGAGAAGGGUGCCAGAGAACCUCGACGACGAACUGCCGAAAGACCUGGAGGACGAGGAGAACGCCGGCCUGUCGGAGAAGUCGAGGACGUUCAGGUUCGAGACGAGCGGGGCGAAUGUCAGGACAUCGAGGUCCUUCCUGUACAUGCUGAGGCAGGACAUGAACAAGGCCCUCGAGCUGAACACGAUUCGACCGCAGGAUUACGUCGCGAUAAGACCCUGCAGGGUGGAGUGCAGCGUCCGGGACGACAGGUUCCUACCGACCUGCCACGUUGAAGCGCCGACCGACAAGUCUUACCGCAUGAAGAUACGGAGCCCAGUGUUCGACAGAGUCGUCCAGACACAACGAACGUGUAUCCCACCAAGCUAUACCUCGAAAGAUUUUGUGGAAGACAGGGUUAGGAGCAUGUUCUCGCAUGACCAAGGUCUAGCCCGGAAGCUGUACGCGUGGAUCACUCAGAAGAAAGAGCUCGGGGUGGUGUUCAGCGCUAUCUGCGCAGAGUUCUCAACGGAGGACACAUCCAAGUUGAGGGAGGUGCUGAGCACCCUCGUAGACGAGAUGGCGGUUGUGGUUGUUGGGGUCAAGUGCUUCCGGUACGUCGCAGCUCCCUACGGCAAGCCGUGGAUGGUGAAAUCAUUCAAGAUACCGAAGGACCUUCGGUCACGAGCAACAUCGCUCGGCGAGGAAGCUGUACACAGGGCCAAACGACCAAGGGUCAAUGCACCUGAUGAGAAUGUUCAGCACGGGAUUUCAGAAGCAUCCGGAUCAGAAGAGGCAGGUCAACAAGAAUCACAAGAGGACACAUCAAAGGGUGGGCCCAGCCGUUUGGGGCAGAUGGUAGAAGUUGAAGCUACGAGCUCAGAAGAACUGAUAGAGGUCAACAUGGAGAUCAGGAAAUGUUCAAUGAUGGAUGAGACAGCAAAAAAUUGUGCAAUUUCCGAUUCCAGUACGUCUGAUCAAAGCGAGCUUCUGGAGGAAGCAGAGAAUGAGUUGGCAACCGGUUCUGAGACUUCUAAGGAGACCGUGGAUCCUGAUGUAUCUAGCCAGAGAGAGUCGCACAAAGGGGCCAGAAUGGUACGGUCUGAACCUCUGGGGAAUGCUGAAGGGGAACCCGGGACAUUGAAGAGAGCUGAAGAAGAACUUGCAAACGAGUCUCAGGUCCCAUCAAAUACUCCACAUCCAAAAACAACCGCUAGGCGGAAAGAGGCAGGGAAGAGCGGACUCGAAGGACCCGCAACAUGCCAGGAGCCCGGAAACCCCAAGGAAGACUCGAGAGAACCUUCAGCACCAAAGAGGGACAGGACAAACUGUUCAGCCACAAGGCCUAGGUCUGACGGAACAGAUCCACAGAAAGGAGAGAAAGACCGCGGCACCGAAGGAGAACCGACGGAGGAGGACGACGACGACCAGCCCGGAACCUCGACGGGAACGCCCGCGAGCCGUAGAAGACAGCCGCGGAAUUCCAGGGGAUCGAAGGACAGCUCCGCCUCACCACAGCCCCCGCCGGAGCACCAAGAGAGACGGGGCAACGCGCAGAAACGGACCUACUACGAGACCGCCUCGCGCAAUCUCAACCUGGACGCCGUCGAGCGGAUCCUCUUUGUGCCGCGACUUUGGAAGAAGCCCGACGGCACGCUCAACCGAUCGAUGUUCCACACCUUCCUCUCCGCGACCCUCUCCCACAUCAUGGACAACCCCGGCAUCACCGAGGACGAGCUCGCGGGUUCGUUCUCGAAGCAGACGGAGCCGCCUGUCCAGCUGCUGGAGUGCGUGAGCAUCCUGGAGAGGUUGCACUGCGUCCGGCGCCAUCACCUCAGAGGUUACAACUCAAGGUGCACCUUGUUCUCAAAGAGACGAGAUAUGACCGUCGAAGAGACCUAUCGACCAGGCGACAAAGCGUUCUUCGAAGCCACCGAGGGAGCCGUCGCCCAGUUUGCGGCGUUCACGUCACACUUUCUAAAGACCAGGGACGCGACGUGAUGUCGAGACCCAUGCUAGGCGGGGCCAGUGUAAAAAAUGUAAAACGACUGGAACGAAUGUAAAAAUUGUUGUGGGACGUGUUGUUUGGUCAGUGUGCGGUUGAGGACUAGAAUGAAUGGAGAAUUUGUUACUUUUUUCACAUUAUUUCUUGUACAUAACAUGUCUAUUUAUGUUGUACAUUGCGAGGCUUUGUUAUUAUUUCAGCGUGGUGAUUUGGUUUCACUAGCCCAACAAUAAAGACACUCCUGUUGGGAGUCCUCUCUGA
Molecule: messenger RNA, 6649 nt
Organism: Ornithodoros turicata
Lineage: Eukaryota; Metazoa; Arthropoda; Arachnida; Ixodida; Argasidae
Product: general transcription factor 3C polypeptide 1-like
Exons: 1
Coding region: 115-6384 (2089 amino acids)
Biological process (GO): transcription initiation at RNA polymerase III promoter; 5S class rRNA transcription by RNA polymerase III
Cellular component (GO): transcription factor TFIIIC complex
Molecular function (GO): DNA binding
Source: RefSeq, a predicted model, not a curated record